AUGGCCACCGAAGUCAGUUCAGCACCAGGGAUUGCUUCCCUGCAAUCAGUUCAGAAAGUGAUGGCUCUUCCCACAGUAGAAGCUGCAGUGGGACAAGUUGGAGCUUUGUACACCAGAGUUAAGGGUGCACAUUCUCUAUUAGAAUGGGCUCUAUCCACUGCUGAGGCCAGCGUGACCCUGGCAGCAAAUACCGCAGCCCCAUUUGUAGCUGCACCUCUUGCUGCCGGUGAUGCUAAAGUCGCCGCAGCCCUAGAUGAGUUAGAACGCAGAGUCCCACUGGUCACCGAGCAGCCUAAAGUGAUUGUGGAAACCACUAAACAGGCCGUUCUAUCCAGAAUAGCACCACAGAUAAACAAGGUUUAUGGUGCUCGAGAGGUAGCUGAACAACGCGUCAAGUCACUCAAAGAGCUGACCUGGGCUAAAGCCAACACUCUGCUAUCAACGGCCUACGGUCAGAAAGCUAUGUAUGGAGUUGAUACUGGGGCCACAUACGCUAUGCAGAUCCUAGACCACUACCUCCCGCCCACACAAGAAGAAAUCAAUGCUCGUAACACCGAGGUAGUACCAGUACAAAACGACCCCGCUCUUCAUACAGUACAAACGGUUGGACGUCUCAGCUCAGUGGCAGCUCGUCGUGUGUGGGCCAACUUGGCUCAGCGUCUCCACCAAUUGAGACAUAAUGGAAUGGAACUAGAUGUCCGCCGUUACGUCACAGCAUUACUGGCAGCGCUGCACUUGGCACGAGUCACCAGCGAGCAGCAGCAGCAAGAAGCAGCUCAACAGAUAUCACCGCAGAAUAAAUCAGAGUCCACUACCAAUGGACACAAUACACACACUGCCUCUACAUCACCUUCAUCACCCACAACCACCGACCAGGUCAAAACGACCCCCGAAGCCAAAUCCAAUGGCAGUGAACCGCAGUGA
This is a messenger RNA of Danaus chrysippus (African queen), 924 nucleotides long. NCBI's taxonomy places the organism in Eukaryota, Metazoa, Arthropoda, Insecta, Lepidoptera, Nymphalidae. The record is from the annotation of a GenBank genome assembly.